AUGGACAUCUGCUACACCCGAAGUUUUCAGAAGGAUCAGGUACCCUUUCAAGGGAUCCAAACGGAUUCAGCUAAUUCUAGCGAGAAAGUGGAUACCGCGAUUUUGAUCGAGACAACUUAUCCAACUAGCAGUUCUGAGGAGAUCCUUUCAUAUUCUGAUGAACCACAUGAGGCGACGACAGUUGUAGCUGCACCACAAAAUAAGUCAGCGGAAAAACAAUAUGUUGUCAAAGAGAUAUGUGCAAACUUCAUAUACGCGGGAACUAUUAAUCUCAACAGCAUGGUCGAUUUGUGGCAGACCUCGUACUACCGCGCUACGGAAAAAGUGCCUUGCUUCAAAAUGUUUAUUCGGAAACUUACAAUGAAGGAGAAACAGUUAUACAAACAGAAAUAUGGAAAUUUCGACGAUUCCGUGGAGUGGGAGGACUGCAACUUGGAGCUAAGAUCAAGCAUGGAAAUUAAGAAGCACUUCUUGCAGGGAUGCGAAAAAGGGCACGGAGUUUUAGAGAACAUUAUAAUAGGAGACAAAAACGACACCACAUCAAAGUAUAACCUCGAUCCUGAGAGUCCCGACCAAUGGCUAGUUGUACAAAACUUACUUUUGAUGCGUGACUGUGACACUGGAGACGUGAUUGUCUUCUCUAGAGUACCACACAAACCUCACAGUGACGUCAUCAUAGAAGCGUUGAAACAAUUCGGUGAAAAUACCACUGACGGGAAAUUUAUAUGCGGCGACCAACCACCAAUUAAAAAGAAGGCUAUCGAAGUCGAAGAGGAAACGGAAGAAAGUAUA
Molecule: messenger RNA, 792 nt
Organism: Iphiclides podalirius (scarce swallowtail)
Lineage: Eukaryota; Metazoa; Arthropoda; Insecta; Lepidoptera; Papilionidae
Source: the annotation of a GenBank genome assembly